Messenger RNA from Hemicordylus capensis (graceful crag lizard), 1035 nucleotides. Its product is annotated as vomeronasal type-2 receptor 26-like. Lineage: Eukaryota; Metazoa; Chordata; Lepidosauria; Squamata; Cordylidae. The transcript has 2 exons. The record is from RefSeq and is a predicted model, not a curated record. Bases 1 to 1035 code for a protein of 344 amino acids. Gene Ontology annotation, cellular component: membrane. Gene Ontology annotation, molecular function: G protein-coupled receptor activity. Gene Ontology annotation, biological process: G protein-coupled receptor signaling pathway.
AUGGCAUCUAUUAUUGUAUUCCCUGUGCAUAAACUCACCUUUGGAGAAAGACCACAUUUACGUACAGAUGAGAGGGAUGAAGUAAAUUUUGAUCACUUUGAAAGUCUUUGCUCAUUCAUUUCAGAUGUGGACCACUGUGACAAGUGCCCAGAAGAUCAGUAUCCCAAUGCAAACCGGGUUCAGUGCAUCUUCAAAGAAAUAACCUACCUAUCCUAUGAAGAACCCUUAGGAAUCAUUUUCACUUUCCUUGCUCUUUUCUUUGCCCUCAUCACAGUCGUAGUGAUGUGGAGCUUCAAUCGGCUCUCCAAUACGCCUAUCAUUAAAGCCAACAAUUGGACCAUCACCUGUAUUCUACUCUCUGCCCUUCUGCUCUGUUUUCUGUGCUCCUUGCUGUUCAUUGGCCAGCCCGGGAAGGUGACCUGCUUUCUCCGCCAAACAUUUUUUGGCAUCAUCUUUUCCAUCGCUGUUUCUUCCGUGUUGGCAAAAACCAUCACGGUGGUUCUGGCCUUCAUGGCCACUAAGCCAGGAAACAGGAUGAGGAAGUGGGUAGGAAAAAGAAUGGCAGGAUACAUAAUGAUUGUCUGUUCUCUGAUUCAAACUGUCAUGUGUGCUGUUUGGUUGUCAACCUCCCCACCAUUUCCAGAGUUGGACAUGCACUCCCAGGUUGGUCAGAUCAUAGUGCAAUGCAAUGAAGGGUCAGAGGUCAUGUUCUACCUUGUCCUGGGUUACAUGGGUCUUCUGGCCAUCAUCAGCUUGACUGUGGCUUUCCUGGCCAGGAAAUUGCCAGGCACUUUCAAUGAGGCCAAGCUGAUCACCUUUAGCAUGUUGGUCUUUUGCAGUGUUUGGGUGUCCUUUGUGCCAACCUACCUGAGCACCAAGGGGAAAUACAUGGUGGCUGUGGAGAUCUUCUCCAUUUUAGCCUCUAGUGCUGGAUUGUUCUGCUGCAUCUGUCUUCCCAAAUGCUUCAUUAUUGUAUUCAGACCUGACCUGAACAGCAGACAGCAGGUAGUCAGGAAAAAGUAUGAUCUCACUUGA